AUGAAACAACGAAUUAGUAGGGUAGGUUCCGUGAAAUUAAACACUAAAAGUCCAAUUAAUAAUAUCAACAUGUCUGAAGAAGCUGAAGCCAAGCCAGAUGUCAAGGCCGAAGGUCAACAACAUAUCAACUUGAAAGUCAGUGAUGGUUCUUCUGAAAUUUACUUCAAGAUUAAGAGAUCCACUCCAAUGAAAAGAUUGAUGGAAGCCUUUUGUAAAAGACAAGGUAAAUCACUUGAUAGUUUGAGAUUUUUGAGUGAUGGUGAAAGAGUCAGUCCAGAAAACACCCCAGAUGAUUUGGAUUUAGAAGAUGGUGAUGUCAUCGAAGCCCAUCGUGAACAAAUUGGUGGUUGUCUUUAA
Molecule: messenger RNA, 357 nt
Organism: Saccharomycopsis crataegensis
Lineage: Eukaryota; Fungi; Ascomycota; Saccharomycetes; Ascoideales; Saccharomycopsidaceae
Gene: SMT3
Product: SUMO family protein SMT3
Exons: 3
Coding region: 1-357 (118 amino acids)
Biological process (GO): protein sumoylation
Cellular component (GO): septin ring; nucleus
Molecular function (GO): protein tag activity; ubiquitin-like protein ligase binding
Source: RefSeq, a predicted model, not a curated record